Molecule: messenger RNA, 3052 nt
Organism: Cygnus olor (mute swan)
Lineage: Eukaryota; Metazoa; Chordata; Aves; Anseriformes; Anatidae
Gene: NABP1
Product: nucleic acid binding protein 1
Exons: 6
Coding region: 229-858 (209 amino acids)
Biological process (GO): mitotic cell cycle checkpoint signaling; response to ionizing radiation; double-strand break repair via homologous recombination
Cellular component (GO): SOSS complex
Molecular function (GO): DNA binding
Source: RefSeq, a predicted model, not a curated record
CAUGCUCGCUCCAGUGCCGGCGGCAGCGGGAGGCGGCGGGUGGUGCCGCCGUGUCGGGGGGAGAGGGGGCGGUGGGCGGCGGGAGAGCCUUCCGGUCAGCGAGCAGCCCUCGGUGCCCGUGUCCCCGUCCCGUGUGAGGGCUGCCGGUGCCCCCCUGCCCGGCCCUGCGCUGCCGCUGCCCCGCGGGAUGCGGGCUCGGCCGGCCCCGUCCUCCCCGCCGGCCGCAGCAUGAGCGCGGCGAGCGACGCGUACCUCUUCAUAAAAGACAUAAAACCCGGACUGAAAAACUUAAAUGUCGUCUUUAUUGUGCUGGAGAUCGGGCGAGUCACCAAGACGAAGGACGGGCACGAGGUGAGGUCCUGCAAGGUGGCCGACAAGACGGGCAGCAUCACCAUUUCCGUGUGGGACGAGAUCGGCGGCCUCAUCCAGCCCGGGGACAUCAUCCGCCUGACCAAAGGGUAUGCAUCUCUGUGGAAAGGAUGCCUGACACUUUACACAGGACGAGGAGGCGAGCUGCAUAAAAUUGGGGAGUUCUGCAUGGUAUACUCAGAAGUGCCAAACUUCAGUGAGCCCAACUCAGAACACAUUGGACAGAACAAACUGGCACAAGGUGAACAGAAUAAUAGUUCUGCAUCAAGUAAUAUGAGUUCUUGUACAUUCGGGCCACUGGGAAACGGUUUACAAACUGGACCUGAAUCAAGUGGAUUCCCAUUUACAUAUAAUCAUGGCCACUCUUAUGCAGGUAGUGGGAGAGGCAAUGGACGAGGACCUGUAAAUCCAGCAACAGCUAACAGUGUUCAGCCUCUUCCCCCUGCUGUCAGUAAUGGGAGGGACCCACGCAGAGCCUAUAAAAGAUGACUAUGCCAAAUGUGGUUGUACAGCUUGCUUAAACUCUACACUCUACUUGAACACUUAUUGCACUUUUAUUUAUGGUUAACUGUGAACCAGUUUGUCCUUUGUUUUUUACCUUUUGGUCUAUGGAGCAAACGAUGUGAUCUUCUGUUUUGCUUAGGGAAGCACAGUGAGUCUUCCCCAUAAAUUAAAGGAGUAGAGGGAGAAGGUGGAUAUAAGGACAUAAGGGUAAUGGUUUGAAGAGCCUCAGUUAAAACUCAGUACUAUUUGCUAAAUGGAAGAAAAUUUCAGUUACAUGUAUGUAUUUUUCUGUUUCUGUUGGUCAGCCAUAUAGCCUUAAAAGGUCUGUAAUGUCCUGUGUGCACAUAACGUUGAUUUCCCGUUAGUGUUAAUGGGAGUUCUUCGUACUGGAAGAGAAAUGAGGGAGAAGGGCAACGCAGCCUUAGUGAACUAGGUGUACUUGGAAUGAAUAUAGCUUGUAAAAGCAAUAAGUGUAAGGAAAUGGUGGUGCCAGUACUUUGUGGUAUGUCCUAAAUCAGCGAAUGAAUAACCCAGACAAAAGUCAAAGACCCGGUGAGCAUGUUGAAACUUGACUUCUGAUUCCAAAAAUCAGUAUGCUAUUUUAAAGACUAAUUCUUCAUCAUGCCAAUUCCAGAGAAGGCAUAUGCUAUUUAAAGAAAAAUUCUCCGUAAUCCACCAUUAUCAGUGUCAAGGAAAGCAACGUUUUUUGUUUUUUUUUUUUUUGCUUUGGGUAAAAGCCUGGAUGCUCAUUCUUGCUUUGCCUGGAAUGUGAAAGGAAGAUCUAAAUUCAGACAGCAUUGGAGGAUACUGUUAGUAGCUGUAAAAGCUCGAAGUUACUUUACAGGACUCUGAAUCUCCAGGAAAGAAUGAGUUUCACAAACUCUUCUCAAAUGCUGCAUUACAUAUCUCUUUAAUGAGGCUGAGUACUUUUCCUUUCUUUAUUCACUUUUCCAAAUGAAUUUUGUAUUAGAUCAAGUUGUAUGUUUGGAUUGCAGAGGCACUGGCCAAGCACACAGCUGCAGUUUUGGUGCUGCUAAGCUUUCCUUCCUCUGUUUUAUAUGGAAUAUCAAUUAUCCCUUAAAGAACUUAAUCCUCACCCCACUCUCCCUUAGGGGAAGCUGUUUUUUUUUUCCAAGAUUACAAAUGCCUUGACCCUAGGUAACUGUCCAGUGCCAUAUUUCAGAUCAGGUUUAAAAAACAACUUUGAAGCUGAGGUGUCAUACUGGAUUCAUCUGUUUAACUCUUCUUUAUAGCUGACCUCUCAAAUAAAAAUUGCACUAACUAUUUCAAAAACAAAUUAACUUUCUUUCUGUCAAGCCAUAAAGACUUGAUGACAAAAGGCUAUUUCUGAAUUGCAAGUUGUCUCUGUUAUUCAUGUUAUUUGAAACUACCCCUAAGUUACUGAUGUUUACAAGUUACAUUUGAUACUUGUUUGGUAGUCUCACGAUUUGUUGACAGUUGCCUCUAAGGGGCAAGUUCCUUGCUUAAUCUGAAAUACCAAAAUGUCUUUAAAAGCGGGCAGCAGCAACAACAAAUACCUGAAGGAAGCUUUAGGGAGACCUGUAUGCUGUUUGCCUCCGAUUUGUUAAAGUGCUACCCUGAUGCCUGUUGCCAAAAUUUGUCCUGCACACAAAAGAGUGGCAUGCCUCCUGAGGUCACUCGCUGGUGCUGUUAGGGGGGAACAGUGCUAACUUGUAAAGCAUGCAGUGAAAUCGGGGAAGUGGUGUAAGGUGAUGUGUAACUCAGGGACUUUAAAUUGCUUACAUAUUUAGAAAAAGUCAUCCAUAGAGUCUAGAUGUAUAGACAACCUUUUAUGUGGUGUUGCAUUAAGAUGUUUGAUAUGCUUGUGAGAAGGAAUCCAAGAGGACUUCUAAACCUGUGAAGUACGUGUGACAUGUUCCGAAGGUAAAUGAGCUGUAAGUAUGGUGUGAGAGCUGUGCUUUCCAGUUGUAGCUGUAAAGGUAGUAAGUGAGUAGUUGAAGUGAUGGUGUGGUGGUGACUUCAUAUUCGUUGGGGUGUCUCAGCUGUGGAUCUCAGAAGUCCUGGUGGUCUUGGUUUCUCUACAAUAAUAAAAGAAGGUUGAAAUAAUGGGGAACCUGGCUUCAGUGUAUGCAAAGGUACCUGGUGUUUGCAGCUCUAUGCAUCUGGGCUUUUAUUAAGCUAAUUAAGUUGUUCACAU